AUGCAACACCAUUCAAAGAUAACAGUCAUAUAUGUAUAUGCACCAAGUUCUGCAUCAUCAGAAGAAGACAUUGAAGCAUCCUAUAGCGAUAUUGAAAUAACAAAAGAUGAUAUUAAAGAUAGAUGGACACAGUAUUGUAGUAGUCUGUAUAAAGGUCCUGGUGGUGGAGACGAGGUGGUUGAAGAGCUUGAAGGCAUCGCCCCUCUGAUAGUUGAGCAUACCAACGAUAUCCAGUAUUCUGAAGUCCAAACAGGACUACGUGCAUUAAGAAGAAAUAAGAGUUCAGGAUCACACGGAAUUUCAGCAGAGAUGCUACAAGCUGAAAGAGAACCACUAGCACGUGAAAUAUAUCAGCUCUGUAACAAAGCAUGGCGUGAAGAUACAAUUCCAGAAGAAUGGGGCAAAUCUAUUUUGAUACCUUCACCAAAAAAGGAGAUCUUAGCAACUGUUCUAAUUAUCCAACGGUCUCACUUAUCAGUCAUACAGGAAAAGUACUCCUAA
Adineta ricciae is the source of this 501-nucleotide messenger RNA. The record is from the annotation of a GenBank genome assembly. Lineage: Eukaryota; Metazoa; Rotifera; Eurotatoria; Adinetida; Adinetidae.